Messenger RNA from Amphibalanus amphitrite, 3004 nucleotides. RefSeq lists its product as uncharacterized. The transcript is spliced from 13 exons. The record is from RefSeq and is a predicted model, not a curated record. Gene Ontology annotation, molecular function: zinc ion binding. NCBI's taxonomy places the organism in Eukaryota, Metazoa, Arthropoda, Thecostraca, Balanomorpha, Balanidae. Bases 538 to 2406 code for a protein of 622 amino acids.
GAAACAAAGCUACCGUUAAUCAACUACCUUGUCUAUUUCAUCCUACGUUGGCGGGAUGCGUCAUUUUAAGCCAAGAAUUCCAACUGACUUUGUGAAACUAGGCUUUUAUUGAUGUUCUCGCCAAGGAUCUUCCCCAACCUCGCCAAAAUAUUAGAAGAUUAAGCCUAACCAGAUGUGGUCUUUGUUGUUGAUUUUAUGAUCGUUUUCUAUGCAUUAGAGUUUGCAUGAUAAGAUCAGUUUUUCCUUUUUGGAUGGGAUGGUGUUCCUCUUACCGUAAAAUUUUGAGUACCGUGCAGCUAUUGGAUUUGGGAUUUGUAAGCCCAUCUGUUAACAUUUAAACCAUUGUGUUCGGGAACUCAAAACUCAAACUGUCAAGUGGAUGCCGGCUAUUUGCAUUAGAUUUUGCAAAAUAUUUGUUGAAACACACAGGCCCACAUCACAAUCAACGCACCAGUGGCAUUGAAGUGUUGCACUGUGCGGUUGUUAUGUAAAGGUGAUGUAUGCACCUUUUGAAUCGAUAUUGCCAAGUUGGAGGCUAUGACGCCGUUUGAGGGCGGCCUGGCGCUGGUGCGCCACCUGCGGGACCUGACGCUCGGCCGGCCCGCCAUGGCCAACGCCAGCUGUCCGGCCGACUGGUGCAGCCACGGCGAGUGCCACAAUGGCACCUGCCUCUGCGAGAUCCAGUUCGACGGACUGCGGUGCGACGCCCCGAACCUGCCCUACUUCGUGUCGUUCUCCGCCUUCUUCUUUCUGGUGGGCGCCGUGUGCCUGGCGCAGCUGGUGCUCUGUGUGCGCGCCGAGUUCGCGCGCAUGAAGACACCGUCACUGCUGCGGGCGUGCCGCGUCACCACCCAGAAGGCGCUCUACGUGCUCAUCUUCGCGGCGGCCGUGCUGCGCGGCCUCUACUUUGCGGCACCGAAACUGCUGGACGAGGAGUGGACGGCCGGCCUGCUGAGCGCCUACUACGCCGUCCUCCUCACCGGCUCGUCCCUGAUCGUCUGCUUCUGGGCAGAGAUUUUCCAUUUGACGGACAUCCGCUGGGACCGUCCGCGCUUCCUGAGCAAGUCGCUGCUGGGUUUUCUGGCGUUCAACAUCAUCACGUACAGCCUGCUGGCGGCCGAGAUUAUCCUCACCACCAACGAGACCGACGAACAAAAGGAGUUCUUCGUCCACGUCUUUAACGGCUGCUACGCGGUGCUGCUCUUCAUCGUGGUCGUGUUCUUCCUCAUCUAUGGCGUCGAGGUGUACUUCAAGGUGCGGGGCGGCUUCAUGGGCCAGAAGGUGCGGCUGGGCGGCUGCGGCCGACGCGCUGACACCCUGCCGGCGCCGGCGCCGCCGCCGGCCGCCGCACCCGUCUCCACCUCCGCCACCUGGCGGGAGGAGGUGCCCGCAGAGGCGCCACCGGCACCAGCGACGGUUCGUGGCAAGUUCGUGACCAAUAACGGCCAGAAGGUGAACACCUCCCAGCUGCACCAGUCGCGCUUCGGCCUGAUCUCGCAGGCGAUCAUGCUCAUGGUGACAGUCUGUUUCCUGUUCAGCGACAUCCUCGGCGAGUUCUGGAGAUACAAGGUGACGCUGGCCAGCCGUAACGUCCACGACCUGGUGUUCCGGAUUGUCGAGCUUGGCGUGGUGCUGUGGUUCCCGUGCGUCCUCUGGAACUCGAUACGGCCGGAGCAGCUGUGGAUCCUGAAUCCGAAACAGAUCCUUCGUAAACUGGAGUUGGAGCCGGCGGGGGCCGCUGUCGACAGAGAUGAAGAGCGGAAACUCCAGGACGCACAGGCCAGCGGCGUCAGCUGCAGUCAGGAGUCGCUGGUCGAGUGCUGGGUGUGCUACGACACAGAGGUCACAGAGCACAGCGGCCCGCUCAUCCAGCCGUGCGAGUGCCGCGGCAGCACCAGCGUCGUGCACCACGACUGCCUCAAAAAGUGGCUCAUGGAGUGCAGCGAGACGGAGCUGGGCCAGCUACACUGCAAGGUGUGCGGCUCGGCCUACCAGCUGGAGUCGGGCGGGCGCGCCUGGCUCGGUCGCGGCCUCACCGUGCGCCACUGGCUGCAGACAGCGGUGCUGGUCACGGUCAUGUGCGGCGCCGCCGCCGGCUGCUGGGCCGUCAUGAGGUUCUACCUGGACGCCGGCAUCCGGACGGCCGCCGUCGGAUGCGUCAUCAUCGUCUACUACGUCUGCCUCAGGUUUCUGGGGCUGAACUGUCUGACAGCGUCGCAGCGCGCCCAGGUGUCGGCCGUGAAGAUAAUCGGUCGCCGGCUGUCCUCGCUCAGCCCGGCCGGCUCGCCGCUGCGCCGACAGGCCAAGCCCAGCGUGGCCGUGGUGGCCGACGACCGGCGGGUGGACGUGCUUCUGACGGCCUCCGGCACCGACCGGCUGCUGCCCGCGCACGAGACGCCCAUCUGAGGCGGCCGCGGCGCCCCGACCUGUGACGACGAGCGGGCCGCCGCCGGCCAGAGGACCAGUCAUGUGCCGGUGAAUCGUUCGCUGCGCCCGGCGCCGGGCCGACUAGAGGCGGUGGUGAUUCGGACAGAGCCGGGAUGGGGUGGCUCGGGGGUGUCUCUCGGACGCUGGUCGCGCCGGCCGGCCCGUGUCGGGCUGGCGGGCCAGACGCCCUGAUGGCGACGAGUGGGGCCACUUCCACCCGCCCAGCGACAGUGAUUACCAGCCCCGGAGGGCGCCCUGUGAUCAAAGAAGAUUGUCUUUACUUUAUCUGGUGAGAGUGCCAGGAGCCGCACAGUAUGGUAAAUUAUUGUUUGCUGCGGGCUGACCAGCGGUUGUACGUGUACAGAGCUUGGUUUUGGAACUCCUCAGCUCAGAGGAGCUGGGCGCAGUUGAGCGAAUGCGUGGAGUUGUUGAGUCUGCUUUGUCUUUCAGUUCAUCGCCCCCUUUCAAUCGAUCCAGAAGGUAAAUUGUAAGAUGGUCCUUGGGGUGUAAUUUGAGAGAUCGAGUGUGUGGUCUGAUCCUAUCACGGUAUUCAAGAAGAAUAAACCAACGUGAGCUA